GUAUCCGUCAUAGCCGGCCAACAAUGAUAAUUAAUCUCUAAUUAGUGGAGUGCCGCAUGUAUAUCUGUAGCAGAUAUCUAGUCAGUUCUCUAGACCAGCCAGCAGGCCCCCCAAAAGGAGUCGAUACGAUAAGUGUCUGUCACUGUGUCCUGCAGAACAGCCCAGCUAGAUCUACCUGAUUCAAGAUGGAAAACUUGUCUGGUAUUGCUGUCAAGGGUGACCCCUCCCCCCCUACUGUGCAAGUGAUGGAGAGAGAUGUGGAUGUGGCCAUCAUAGGUAAUGGCCCCUCAGGCAUUUUCUUGUCCCUCCUUCUGUCUGGCCAUCGACCAUUCUACGCAGGGGACCAUCCCGACCCUUUCCUCUCCUACAAGCUGAAGCAACAACCGCAGAAAUCGAUCUUAGAUCAGGAUCUUCAAGAGCUUAGCGAGGGGCUGGAAGGUCGCUCCAACAACCAGCUGGCCCUACUCAUGGACACACUACUUCACCCGAAUGCUGAUAUUGGGGAGAAUCUUCCGUCCACCCUUAACUGGAAAUGCGACCAAUCAAAACACAUCUCUCACGUUGUCAUUGGCGACAGUCAGCCGGGCGGGUCUUGGCACAGCAUGAAGGGGGAGAUACAAUCGCUAAGUCUGGGCAGCUGGCUCGAAUUACCCCAAUACUCGUUUCAAGAAUGGACCACCCAAAAUGUAGGAGACAGAUCAUGUGACGUAUCCUCAAAGCGUGUGACUCUAGGCAGUGUGGCCAAAUACUAUGAAGACUAUGUCAUCGAGAUGGGCCUGCAAGAAAACAUGAUGAAUGGCGUGCGUGUGACUAAAGCGAUCAAAUGUCCCUCCCGUGUUGUGUGUACUAUUGGUUCUCCCAAAUCGUGUGCUUCUCCAUCAUCCAAACUACCACCACGCCCCUUCAAGAUGCAUCCCUGUGAUCUACCCAUGCACACGGUGGACAGUGGGCUAAUUCUGAGUGAGAGGGGAGGCUCUAGUGAUCCCGACACUCUCUCGAAUUAUUCGUGCUCCUCUGAUUCUGAAGAUGACGGUAUUUGUUGCAACAAUGCUGCUGAAAAGGUGCUUCACGACUACAAGUGGUGUUUGAAAGGCACUGGCAAGCAAGGUGAUGUCAUCGUUCGUGCAAAGAAUCUCGUGCUUGCGUGUGGAAUUGGUGAUAGUCCAAGACAGCUAGGGGUAGGUGGGGAGGAUGCCCCCUUUGUUUGUCAUCGUUUCUCAGAUUUUUGUCAGAAGCUGGAGUCAAUCGAUCCUUGCUACCCAGUUGUAAUCGUAGGAGGUGGUUUGUCUGCAGCUGAUGCCGUGUUACUGUGCCUCAGCAAGGGACACAAAGUUGCGCACAUUUUUCACCAGGACGCUAAAGAUUCAUCUCUAAUUUACAACAAGAUGCCUCAGGCUAUUUAUCCCGAGUAUGGACGCCUCUUGAAACUAAUGAACAAUGAAGAACAAAACGAAUUUUACACAGCAGUCAGCCAAUCCAGAGUUUGUGAAUUUACGUAUGGAAACUGUUGUACAUACAAAGACAACAAAGAAAAGACUACCACAAUACCCAUAUCCUUAGCAGGGGUUUUCAUAGGAAGUGAAACUAACCUCGAUUUCCUGCCAACGAGAAUUGGAUUACAACUCGCAAUCGAUCCCUUUCACCCGAUUAAUGCUAAGACGAACCCUAUGGAUGUUGACCCGAUAACAUUUGAGUCAGAGUUAUUCCCUUCGCUGUAUGCAUUGGGACCUCUAGCAGGCGACCAUUUUGUGAGAUUUGUGUUAGGCAGUGGCCUAGGUGUGUGUAGGCAUUUGGUGGACAAACUUUUUUGAUUCUGUAUGUCUGUGUGUGUUUUUACCCAAUGUACGGUAUUGCAAUUAUUUUUAUCCAGAGGAGGGAGGACACGAUUAACCUUAGCUCUAAUUAGCUAAUUAUCGCGACCUUUUAAUUACAUUCUUUGAACGAUUCAUCUUUUCUUUCUUUAUAACCUCUACAUAUUGGGACACACAGAACAGUACUGUAGUAUGAGUGACAGGCACAGAGCAAACCAUACAAGCUGAGACUGUUAGUGUCAUUAAUGUUCUUCAUGUUGGAGACACUCUGAACUAAACAAUUCCAUGUUGCAGCUUUAUCACAGAGACAGGAGUGCUUCUCACAGGGAUCUUGGAGACAGUAGUGCCUGGGGUGCUCCUCAUAGGGAUCCUGUCUCCAGGAUCAAGAGUGCUUCUCACAGAGACAAGAUCAGAGUGCCUGGGAUGCUUCUCACAGGGAUCUUAGAGAUAAGAGUACUUGAGGAGCUUCUUAUAGGUCCUAUUACCUUCAGGUCCUGACAACUUGGCCAUAGGGGUACCUCCAGUAGGAGAAAAGGCUCUAGCUCUUGUGUCCAAUAUGUAGAGGUUAUAAAGAAAGAAAAGAUGAAUCGUUCAAAGAAUGUAAUUAAAAGGUCGCGAUAAUUAGCUAAUUAGAGCUAAGGUUAAAGUUACGGCAAACAGUUUGCUCAUGAAUAUUCAUGAUUUUCUUAUAAUGAUUUUUGUGAAACUAUAAAUGCCAUGAGAGAAAUUUAAAGCACAUACAUGAUAAAUAUAUUGGUGUAUCAAUCUGUAUGACAAGUAUCAAUCUUCAAAACAUCUUCCAGUGGAAGCUCUGAGCGAUCAUCAAGUUACUAGAAACAACACAAAACUAGUAGUCAUUUUAAUUAUUAUUAUUAUUAUGCUGGUUAAACUCACCUUAAUCUCUUUAGGAAUCGUCUAUAAUCUGCACACAGAGCUGCUAUGAGGAGGAUUCUCAUAGAGAGAGAUAUGUAAAUAGCAGCUGAGCCUGCAACCGCAACUGCAACCGUAGCCUCGAUAAUCGGCCUGGUCUCGAGGCUACUGCAACCUCAAUAAUAAUCUACGGCGAGGUAUACGGAUUAUUUAUAUACAUUUACGGGUAUCUCAUUAACAUUCCACAAGAUUCCAGAGAUUUCAAGAGAUUCCAAGAGAUUUCAGAGAUUCCAAGGGAUUCCAGAGAUUCCACAAGAUUCCAGAGAUUCCACAAGAUUUCAAGAUUCCAAGUGAGAUUUCAAGAUUUCAGUUGAGAUUCCAAAAAUUUUGUACGAGAUUCCUGGCCGUUGCGGACCCCUCGGGUUCCAGCUCGGGGUUCCAGGGCUCUGAGAGCGAUGGACUGUUAAAUUUACCUAAAAAAAGGUCGUCACUUCUUCGAAACGUAAUGCACAGAAGCCAUUGAAGGAACCCCAACCUACUGAGUCAGCACUUUUAUCUUAUUUUGCCAUUCUUGAGCGUUUAUCAGUCUUGUAUUACGUCUCCUGUUAGUCUAUGAGUCGUAGUAGUUUAAAACUAUCGUUGCUACACCUGCUAUAUUAAGACAGGAGUCAAAGAAACAAGGAAAGUGCAGCAACAACUGGAACUUUGUUACUAAUCUUAGUUUCUGGCUUAUUACUUCGAGUAUGACUAUGCUACUCACUUUCUAGUAUUACUGAGUAUUGUUAGCAUCAUUUCUUACCAGUAUAAAAGGCUAUUUAACAUACUGAA
Molecule: messenger RNA, 3509 nt
Organism: Halichondria panicea
Lineage: Eukaryota; Metazoa; Porifera; Demospongiae; Suberitida; Halichondriidae
Product: oxidative stress-induced growth inhibitor 1-like
Exons: 4
Coding region: 186-1811 (541 amino acids)
Source: RefSeq, a predicted model, not a curated record